Messenger RNA from Spinacia oleracea (spinach), 573 nucleotides. RefSeq names its product vicilin-like seed storage protein At2g18540. Lineage: Eukaryota; Viridiplantae; Streptophyta; Magnoliopsida; Caryophyllales; Amaranthaceae. The record is from RefSeq and is a predicted model, not a curated record. The transcript has 2 exons. Bases 1 to 573 code for a protein of 190 amino acids.
AUGAGGAAGGAAGUAGAGAAAAAGAAAAAAGAGGAAGAUGAUGAAAACAAGAGGAUGGAGAACAAGAGGAUGAAGGCCGAGAGAAAAAAGGAGGAAGAAGAUAAAGAUGAAACAAUGAGGAAGGAAGCUGAGAAAAAGAAAAAAGAAGAAGAUGAUGCAACAAAAGCAAUUAGCACAGUGGUUGAAGAUGUAAAUGCUUCCGAGAGUGAAGGUAAAACCAAUAGUGGUAAUGGCAGAAAAAUAGGAAGGAAAACAACAAAUAGCAAGAAGAGGAGUGUUCCAACUAUAACUAUCGAUGAAGCACUACAAAAGCAGUUGCACAAGAUAUCAGAUUCGUACAAACCGAAAAGAAAUACAGGAUCAAUGGUGAAAGUGCCAGAAAAAGUUUCUGCUGAAAUUGUUAGCAAAGAAGAAUUUGAAGGCAAAGAUGUCUCUGAAGUUACUUCAAAAGUAACAAAUACUCCAAAGAAAAGGAAAGGUGACGAGAAAGAAGAUGUGGAUGAGCCUGUUGAUAUUGAGAUCAUAAAAAUACAAAAGCAAAAAGGUACACAUAUAUACAAAAACAAAUGUUAA